AUGAAUUCUACCACGGUAUCAAUUGAAGUUGGAUGCGAAGAAGUAGAAAUAAAGCUGAUUACGAGUGCUGUGUUCCUCACAAACGCUGCAACAGGGAACUUAUACGGUUGUGUGCAGUGCAUGCUUAGCGCUCUUCAAUAUAUUUUGUCUUUCAAGCACAAGAGGCUUGACAGUGAAAGCUAUAAAAAUGUGAUCUCGAUAUGA
Molecule: messenger RNA, 204 nt
Organism: Plasmopara halstedii
Lineage: Eukaryota; Oomycota; Peronosporomycetes; Peronosporales; Peronosporaceae
Exons: 4
Coding region: 1-204 (67 amino acids)
Source: RefSeq, a predicted model, not a curated record